AUUCUGUUUUGUAUUAUUUCUGUGAUUUCUCUUUCUGUUAAGCGUACUUGGCCACUGAUUCUGAAUUAAACAAAUUAUCAUGCACGAAUUGUUAGCUUGCUAGCCAUCUGCAUAAACCUGAUCAAUUAAGGUAACUCUCGUUAACGGAGCUAGCUGUCAAGCACAAGAAAAUAGCGGCGUAGUUUUUGCAGGCUGGCAGUCAGACAUCAAUGAGCAACGUUGCCAUUAACUAACUAUGCCUGUCUGACUUUACAUUUAUUCGUAUAAUAGGGAAAAACAGGUGGUUACAGCUCCAGUUUGUGGAUAAUAUUAGCUAGUAUCUCUACAGACGGGUUGUUUCCGGAAUACCUGGCAGGGACCUCACGAUACGAUGUCAUCACGAUUGACCUGUGUAUUGGCUGGGUAAAGACACCCUGAGAGUGUCAGCAGCCCUGUUUGCUGAGAACCGGCGGCGGCUGUGCCAAGGCAUGAAGGCCACGGAUGGGGUGGCCCCCAAGUCUGUAGUCGUGCUGCAGGGAGGGGAGCAGAAGCAGAGAUACUGCACCGAUACAGACAUGCUCUUCAGACAGGAGUCCUUCUUCCAUUGGGCUUUUGGAGUGACUGAAGCCGACUGCUACGGAGCCAUCGGUGUGGACACAGGAAAAUCCAUCCUCUUUGUCCCCAAGCUGCCUGAGAGCUAUGCAACCUGGAUGGGAGAGAUCCAUCCACGGGAAUACUUCAAGGAGAAAUACGCAGUCGAUGAGGUGCAAUACACCUGUGAUAUUGCUGAUGUCUUCUCCAAGAUGAAGCUUGGAGCUCUUCUCACUUUGCGUGGACAGAACACAGACAGUGGGAGUACCUGCCGCGAAGCCUCCUUUGAAGGAAUCAGCCAAUUCCAAGUGAACAACACUCUUCUGCAUCCAGUCAUUGUGGAAUGCCGGCUGACUAAGACUGACAUGGAGCUGGAGGUUCUGCGAUACACUAACCGGAUUUCCAGUGAAGCCCAUAAAGAGAUCAUGAAGCAUGUGAGACCUGGACAGAAAGAAUAUGAAAUGGAGAGCCUGUUCCAGCACUACUGCUACUCUCAUGGGGGAAUGCGUCACACCUCCUACACCUGUAUCUGUGGAACUGGAAACAACGGCUCAGUCCUGCACUACGGCCAUGCAGGAGCUCCCAAUGACAAGACCAUCGAUGACGGAGACAUGUGUCUGUUUGACAUGGGUGGAGAAUACUACUGCUACUCCUCUGACAUCACCUGCUCCUUCCCAGCCAAUGGAAAGUUCACUCCAGACCAGAAGGCCAUCUAUGAGGCUGUGCUCAAGUCAUCACGGGCUGUCAUGGCUGCCAUUAAACCAGAGGUCAAGUGGACAGAGAUGCACCGUCUGGCUGACCGGGUUCACCUAGAGGAGCUGGUGAAGAUUGGGAUCCUGCAUGGGAGUGUGGAGGACAUGCUGAAGGUCCACAUGGGCUCUGUCUUCAUGCCCCACGGCCUGGGACACCUGCUGGGCAUCGACGUGCACGACGUGGGCGGAUACCCAGAGGGUAUUGAGCGGGUCAACGAGCCCGGUCUGAAGAGCUUGAGGAUGGGCCGUCUGGUGCAGGAACGCAUGGUCCUGACUGUGGAGCCUGGUAUCUACUUCAUCAACCACCUGCUGGACCAGUCCUUGGCCAACCCAGCCCAGAGCUGCUUCAUCAACAAUGAAGUGCUGACCCGCUUCCGUAGCUUUGGAGGGGUGCGUAUUGAGGACGACAUUGCAGUGACUGCCAGCGGAAUGGAGCUGCUCACCUGUGUCCCUCGUACAGUGGAGGAGAUUGAGGCUUUCAUGGCCGACCGUGGAAAAUCCUUCUAAAUAACGUCGCUCAUAUCCAAGCUGAUCUAACCAAAUGGUAUUUUCACUCCUAAUUGUGGAGAGAAUAUCUGUUUUCUGAUGUAAGAGAUGCAGUUUCUCUAAUGAUAUCUUGCCAGUCUACAUAAUGCCAUAUAUAAUCAAUAAUGGAUGCAGAACCUUUCAAUCUAGAAAGGUGUCUGUUUAAUCUCAGUGAAUGCAGUAUCAGUAGCAUAACACACUCAUAAACAAAUGCAGGUUAAACUACCUAUACUAUUUGAAGCUCUUAGUGAUAAAGAUGAUUAUUGUGAAAAUGCAGUGAAUUAAAUUGCUGUGGCCAUCUUGCCACGUAAAAACAGUGUUGA
Messenger RNA from Oncorhynchus kisutch (coho salmon), 2170 nucleotides. RefSeq names its product peptidase D (gene pepd). Lineage: Eukaryota; Metazoa; Chordata; Actinopteri; Salmoniformes; Salmonidae. Gene Ontology annotation, molecular function: metalloaminopeptidase activity; manganese ion binding. The record is from RefSeq and is a predicted model, not a curated record. The coding region runs from base 468 to 1829 and encodes 453 amino acids. The transcript is spliced from 15 exons.